Molecule: messenger RNA, 1121 nt
Organism: Salvia splendens (bonfire salvia)
Lineage: Eukaryota; Viridiplantae; Streptophyta; Magnoliopsida; Lamiales; Lamiaceae
Product: cytochrome c1 1, heme protein, mitochondrial-like
Exons: 6
Coding region: 166-921 (251 amino acids)
Biological process (GO): mitochondrial electron transport, ubiquinol to cytochrome c
Cellular component (GO): respiratory chain complex III
Molecular function (GO): heme binding; electron transfer activity
Source: RefSeq, a predicted model, not a curated record
CUGAAUUUGUUCUUAUCCGCCACUGAGCCCCAAUACUUCCUUCCAUUUCUUUUUAUCUUAAAAACUCGGACCUCGUCCUCAGAUAUUAAUUUGACGUCGUCGCCUAGCUUCUUCGUAUCUCACAUUCGCCGCCGUGGAGAUUUUCGUUAUUUUCAGGGAGAUGAGAUGUUUGGGGGCAGAGCUCUCCGCCGGUUGCUAAGAGAGAGACUUCAAUCACAAAACACUGUAUCUCCAGUUUUGUCAUCUUUUAUUUCUAAGAAAGGGCAGGAAGCAGUUGGAUCUGCCACUGCUAAGUCCUGGAGGGUAUUGGCUCUAUGUGGGGCAGGUGUCUCAGGGUUGUUAAGUUAUGCAACAAUAGCAUCUUGUGAUGAGGCUGAACAUGGUUUGGAGGCUGCCACCUAUCCUUGGCCACACAGUGGCAUUCUAAACUCAUAUGACCAUGCUUUGAUUCGGCGUGGUCACCAGGUGUAUCAACAAGUGUGUGCCUCCUGCCAUUCAAUGUCCUUAAUUUCAUUCCGCGACUUGGUAGGUGUUGCAUAUACAGAAGAAGAAACUAAAGCUAUGGCUGCUGAGAUUGAGGUAGUUGAUGGGCCAAAUGAUGAGGGAGAGAUGUUUACUCGUCCUGGCAAGCUCAGUGACCGGUUUCCUCAGCCAUAUGCAAAUGAACAAGCAGCUGGGUUUGCUAAUGGUGGCUCUUAUCCUCCUGAUUUAAGUCUUAUAACCAAAAUUGGUGAAGGAUUGCAUUAUAACCCUUACUUCCCUGGUGGAGCUAUUGCUAUGCCAAAAAUGCUUAAUGAUGGUGCCCUUGAGUAUGAGAAGCUCAGGGGGGAUUUUAGUGCUGAUGAUGUGGCAGAGGAGUUUGUGGCUGGGCUAUGGCUGAGCUAUUGGUUAUCCACUUCCUAUCGUGGAUGCUCUUACUAGAGAAAAGAUUUCUGCUCUUACUAGAGAAAAGAUUUCUUGGUUUUUUCCAGCUGCUAAUGGAAACUGUUAUUGUUUGAAUUGCUGUAUGAAAAAUGAGAGAUAUAGAGAACGAGAUGCCUGAAAGUGCAAUUCCGUGUAAUAACCUAAUAAUACUAUUUUUCUCAGUUACUCAUUCAAAGAAUUUCAUUACUUGAGCAAAA